Perognathus longimembris pacificus (Pacific pocket mouse) is the source of this 10832-nucleotide messenger RNA. It is a transcript of the gene Tenm3, whose product is annotated as teneurin transmembrane protein 3. Gene Ontology annotation, cellular component: neuron projection; membrane. Gene Ontology annotation, molecular function: protein homodimerization activity; protein heterodimerization activity; cell adhesion molecule binding. Gene Ontology annotation, biological process: heterophilic cell-cell adhesion; neuron development; signal transduction. The transcript has 27 exons. The record is from RefSeq and is a predicted model, not a curated record. Lineage: Eukaryota; Metazoa; Chordata; Mammalia; Rodentia; Heteromyidae. The coding region runs from base 1427 to 9526 and encodes 2699 amino acids.
UUCCCUCUUUCCUUCACUCUCUCUCUCUCUUUCUUCUUUUUUUUUUGUAUCUGGACAGAAGGUGAAAGCUAUUAAAUGACAGGUCUAGGAGUUGUUGUACUAAGCAGAAUGAGUCAAAACUUGUUGACAACUGUGUUGUAAGCUGAGUUGACAAGGGAGAAUCAGAUCAGCUACAAGAUUCCAAACUGAGAGCACAUGAAACAACCUUGUGGUGUGUCUAUUGGUAGCAAAUGAAAGAGAGAAAGUAAGACAUCCUUCAGCAGAGGGACUGAAUGUUAAAGAAAAUACAUAAAUAGAAAUCACAGCCCUAAGAAUAUGGAACCAAAGAAGAGACCUGGGGCUUGCCAAGAGUAAUUUAUUUCUCGUUGAUUAUAGAAUCACCCAAAUAAAAACUAAAUUUAGGACAGUAGAAUUGGGGUGGGUUGGGGCUGAAGACAAAGCCUUCAGGGACCUUCAGAUUUAAGGAAAGGACACAAUGAGAAAGAGAAAGACAACACAGAAUCAUUUGGAACACUGAUUAGCCCUGGGCAUUUCUUCUCCCUCUUCCAGGCCUCAGCUCUCAUUCAGCAGAACCUUUCUGCUCGCCCUUUCCACUGUCAGUUCAGCAAAUUCUAGAAAAAAAGAGAGUUGCUAAGCAAACAAACACGAUUUGCCUUGCUUCUUCUAACUUAUUCUUGCUAAGGGCAGUUGCAGAAAACUACUCCCAUCAAAUUAGUCACUUGAAUUGCCUUAAAUAUCAGUAGCACUGAUUGAGUUCAUUUGCUAGAGAGGAAAAUGCAUUUUAAGGAGCAGGGUAUAUGAGAAAGGGGCCAAUUCUUUCCACAGUUCAAGACGUUCAGGUCUUUAAGACAUUAAAAUUGCCCUCUGAAGGAAACUAAUAAACUAUUCAGUGCAUUUGAUGAACUUUCAGCUGGAAGAAGCUCCCAAUUUCAUCCUUUUCUUAAAAUAAAAUUGAAAAAUAAAUAAUAAUAAAAGUUUUAAUUAGGAAAAACAAGUAACGUAUUUGUGCAUAAAGAAAACACUACCAGAUGAAACUUUUCCAUUGUGGAGAAUAUAAUAUGAUCGAGGCCAAUUUUUAGCUGGCUUCUAUAGUAACAUUUGAGCUUUAGGCUAAUUUUUUUUUCUUACAAAAACUGGAGACAGUAAUUUAAACAAAUAUGUAUAGCUUUCAUUAGCUGAAUAUGUUACAGUGAUCUUACAAAUAUUAAAUUUUUAUUGGAAGAAAGAAAGAUUUCUAGAUAGGCAAAACUGUUGCAUUUUUUCCCCACCAUCCUCUGUCCAGAAGGGUAGAGCACAGUCAGUUUUCAGAUGCGUAUUAUGCUGACAUCAUGCCAACCUUUUAUCUUUACAGAGAGGCCAGUGAGACUUGAACUCUGAGCAUAAUUUGUAACAAGCAGGACUGAUGUGCGCAGAGAAGGAAUGAAGUAUGGAUGUGAAAGAACGUAGGCCUUACUGCUCCCUGACCAAGAGCAGACGAGAGAAAGAACGGCGCUAUACAAAUUCUUCAGCAGACAAUGACGAGUGUAGGGUCCCUACGCAGAAGUCUUAUAGUUCCAGUGAAACCCUGAAAGCUUUUGAUCACGAUUCCUCGAGGCUGCUCUAUGGAAACAGAGUAAAGGAUUUGGUUCACAGAGAAGCAGACGAGUAUACUAGACAAGGACAGAAUUUUACCCUAAGGCAGUUAGGAGUUUGUGAACCAGCAACUCGAAGAGGACUGGCCUUUUGUGCGGAAAUGGGGCUCCCUCACAGAGGUUACUCUAUCAGUGCAGGGUCAGAUGCUGAUACUGAAAAUGAAGCAGUGAUGUCCCCAGAGCAUGCCAUGAGACUUUGGGGCAGGGGGGUCAAAUCAGGCCGCAGCUCCUGCCUGUCAAGUCGGUCCAACUCAGCCCUCACCCUGACCGACACCGAGCACGAGAACAAGUCCGACAGUGACACUGAGCAACCUGCGAACACCCAAGGCCAGUCUACCCUGCAGCCUCUACCACCUUCCCACAAGCAGCACUCUGCACAACAUCAUCCAUCCAUCACUUCUCUCAAUAGGAACUCCCUGACCAAUAGAAGGAACCAGAGUCCGGCCCCGCCGGCUGCUUUGCCCGCCGAGCUGCAAACCACACCCGAGUCCGUCCAGCUGCAGGACAGCUGGGUCCUUGGCAGUAAUGUACCACUGGAAAGCAGGCAUUUCCUAUUCAAAACAGGGACAGGGACAACGCCACUGUUCAGCACCGCAACCCCAGGAUACACAAUGGCAUCUGGCUCUGUUUAUUCACCGCCUACUCGGCCAUUACCUAGAAACACACUAUCAAGAAGUGCUUUCAAGUUCAAGAAGUCUUCAAAGUACUGUAGCUGGAAAUGCACUGCGCUCUGUGCUGUAGGAGUCUCCGUGCUCCUAGCAAUCCUUCUCUCCUAUUUUAUAGCAAUGCAUCUAUUUGGCCUCAACUGGCAGUUACAGCAGACUGAAAAUGACACAUUUGAGAAUGGAAAAGUGAAUUCUGACACCAUGCCAACAAACACUGUAUCAUUACCUUCUGGCGACAAUGGAAAAUUAGGUGGGUUUACACAAGAAAAUAACACCAUAGACUCCGGAGAACUUGAUAUUGGCCGAAGAGCAGUUCAAGAGGUGCCUCCUGGGAUCUUCUGGAGAUCGCAGCUCUUUAUUGACCAGCCACAGUUUCUUAAGUUCAAUAUUUCUCUUCAGAAGGAUGCAUUGAUUGGCGUCUAUGGCCGAAAAGGCUUACCACCUUCCCAUACUCAGUAUGAUUUUGUGGAGCUCCUGGACGGCAGCAGGUUGAUUGCCAGAGAGCAGAGGAAUCUGGUGGAGUCUGAAAGAGCCGGUCGCCAGGCGAGAUCUGUCAGUCUUCACGAGGCAGGCUUUAUCCAGUAUUUAGAUUCUGGGAUCUGGCAUCUAGCUUUUUAUAACGAUGGGAAAAAUCCAGAACAGGUGUCUUUUAAUACCAUUGUAAUAGAGUCAGUGGUGGAAUGCCCCCGGAAUUGCCAUGGAAAUGGGGAGUGUGUUUCUGGAACUUGCCAUUGUUUUCCAGGAUUUCUGGGUCCAGAUUGUUCAAGAGCAGCCUGUCCUGUGUUAUGUAGUGGCAACGGGCAGUAUUCCAAGGGCCGCUGCCUGUGUUUCAGUGGCUGGAAGGGCACGGAGUGUGAUGUGCCGACGACCCAGUGCAUUGACCCACAGUGCGGGGGUCGUGGGAUUUGUAUCAUGGGCUCUUGUGCUUGCAACUCAGGAUACAAAGGAGAAAAUUGUGAAGAAGCUGACUGUCUAGACCCUGGAUGUUCGAAUCAUGGAGUUUGUAUACAUGGGGAAUGUCACUGUAACCCAGGAUGGGGCGGUAGCAACUGUGAAAUCCUGAAGACCAUGUGUCCUGACCAGUGCUCUGGUCACGGGACAUAUCUUCAGGAAAGUGGCUCCUGUACUUGUGACCCUAACUGGACUGGCCCAGACUGCUCAAACGAAAUCUGUUCUGUGGACUGCGGCUCGCACGGUGUUUGCAUGGGGGGCACUUGUCGCUGUGAGGAGGGCUGGACAGGCCCAGCGUGCAAUCAGAGAGCAUGCCACCCCCGCUGUGCCGAACAUGGGACCUGCAAGGACGGCAAGUGCGAGUGCAGCCAGGGAUGGAACGGGGAGCAUUGCACUAUCGAGGGUUGUCCCGGUCUAUGCAACAGCAAUGGAAGAUGUACACUGGACCAGAAUGGCUGGCAUUGUGUUUGCCAGCCAGGGUGGAGAGGAGCAGGCUGUGAUGUAGCCAUGGAGACUCUCUGCACAGAUAGCAAGGACAAUGAAGGAGAUGGACUCAUUGACUGUAUGGAUCCCGAUUGCUGUUUACAGAGCUCCUGCCAAAACCAGCCCUUCUGCCGUGGAUUGCCUGAUCCUCAGGACAUCAUUAGCCAAAGCUUACAAUCACCAUCUCAGCAAGCUGCCAAAUCCUUCUAUGAUCGAAUCAGUUUUCUGAUUGGCUCUGAUAGCACUCAUGUGAUACCUGGAGAAAGUCCUUUCAAUAAAAGCCUUGCAUCUGUCAUCAGAGGCCAAGUACUAACUGCAGAUGGAACGCCACUUAUUGGAGUAAAUGUCUCAUUUUUCCAUUACCCAGAAUAUGGAUAUACUAUUACUCGCCAGGAUGGAAUGUUUGACUUGGUGGCAAAUGGUGGAGCUUCUCUAACGUUGGUAUUUGAACGAUCCCCAUUCCUCACUCAGUAUCAUACUGUGUGGAUUCCCUGGAAUGUCUUUUAUGUGAUGGACACACUAGUCAUGAAGAAAGAAGAGAAUGACAUUCCCAGCUGUGACCUCAGUGGGUUUGUGAGACCCAAUCCUAUCAUUGUGUCAUCACCUUUAUCUACCUUCUUUAGAUCUUCUCCUGAAGACAGCCCCAUCAUUCCUGAAACGCAGGUCCUCCAUGAAGAAACCACAAUUCCAGGAACAGAUCUGAAACUUUCCUACCUGAGUUCCAGAGCUGCAGGAUAUAAGUCAGUGCUCAAGAUCACCAUGACGCAGUCCGUUAUACCAUUUAACCUAAUGAAGGUGCAUCUGAUGGUGGCUGUUGUUGGGAGACUCUUCCAAAAGUGGUUUCCUGCCUCACCAAACUUGGCCUAUACUUUCAUAUGGGAUAAAACAGAUGCGUAUAACCAGAAGGUCUAUGGUCUCUCUGAAGCUGUUGUGUCAGUUGGAUAUGAAUAUGAGUCGUGUUUGGACCUGACUCUGUGGGAAAAGAGGACUGCCGUUCUGCAAGGUUAUGAAUUAGAUGCUUCCAACAUGGGUGGCUGGACAUUAGACAAACAUCACGUCCUAGAUGUUCAGAAUGGUAUACUAUAUAAGGGAAAUGGGGAAAAUCAGUUCAUUUCCCAGCAGCCUCCAGUCGUCAGCAGCAUCAUGGGCAAUGGGCGGAGGCGAAGCAUCUCAUGCCCCAGUUGCAAUGGUCAGGCCGAUGGGAAUAAACUACUGGCCCCAGUCGCCCUAGCUUGUGGGAUCGAUGGCAGUCUGUAUGUGGGGGAUUUCAACUAUGUCCGGCGGAUAUUCCCUUCUGGAAAUGUCACAAGUGUUUUAGAACUAAGCAGUAACCCAGCGCAUAGAUAUUAUCUUGCAACUGAUCCAGUCACAGGAGAUCUGUACGUUUCUGACACUAACACCCGCAGAAUUUACCGCCCAAAGUCACUCACCGGAGCAAAAGACUUGACUAAAAAUGCCGAAGUGGUUGCUGGAACAGGAGAACAGUGCCUUCCAUUUGAUGAAGCCAGGUGUGGGGAUGGAGGGAAGGCUGUAGAAGCUACACUCAUGAGCCCCAAAGGGAUGGCAAUUGAUAAGAAUGGAUUAAUCUACUUUGUGGACGGAACCAUGAUCAGAAAAGUUGAUCCAAAUGGAAUUAUAUCAACUCUCCUGGGCUCUAAUGAUCUGACGUCCGCCAGGCCUCUAACUUGUGACACUAGCAUGCAUAUCAGCCAGGUACGUCUGGAAUGGCCCACUGACCUAGCCAUUAACCCUAUGGAUAACUCCAUUUACGUCCUGGAUAACAAUGUAGUUUUACAGAUCACUGAGAACCGUCAAGUUCGCAUUGCUGCUGGACGACCCAUGCACUGCCAGGUUCCGGGAGUGGAAUAUCCCGUGGGGAAGCAUGCAGUGCAGACCACCCUGGAAUCAGCCACUGCCAUUGCUGUGUCCUACAGCGGGGUCCUGUACAUCACCGAAACAGAUGAAAAGAAAAUCAACCGAAUAAGGCAGGUCACCACCGAUGGAGAAAUCUCCUUGGUGGCUGGAAUUCCUUCAGAGUGUGACUGCAAAAAUGAUGCCAACUGCGACUGUUAUCAGAGUGGAGAUGGCUAUGCCAAAGAUGCCAAACUGAAUGCCCCAUCCUCUCUAGCCGCAUCUCCAGAUGGUACACUGUACAUUGCCGAUCUGGGCAAUAUUCGGAUCCGGGCUGUAUCAAAAAAUAAGCCUUUACUUAACUCGAUGAACUUUUAUGAAGUUGCCUCUCCAGCUGAUCAAGAACUCUAUAUCUUUGACAUCAAUGGUACUCACCAGUACACUGUCAGUUUAGUCACUGGCGACUACCUAUACAACUUUAGCUACAGCAAUGACAACGAUAUCACAGCUGUGACUGACAGCAACGGCAAUACCCUUAGAAUUCGACGGGAUCCAAAUCGGAUGCCCGUGCGCGUGGUGUCGCCAGAUAACCAAGUGAUAUGGUUGACCAUCGGAACCAAUGGGUGUUUGAAAAGCAUGACUGCACAAGGACUAGAGUUGGUCUUGUUUACUUACCAUGGUAACAGUGGCCUUUUAGCCACAAAAAGUGAUGAAACUGGAUGGACAACAUUUUUUGACUAUGACAGUGAAGGUCGUCUGACAAAUGUCACCUUCCCAACUGGGGUAGUCACAAACCUGCACGGGGACAUGGACAAGGCAAUCACAGUGGACAUUGAAUCAUCCAGCAGGGAAGAAGACGUCAGCAUCACUUCAAAUCUGUCCUCCAUUGAUUCUUUCUACACCAUGGUUCAAGAUCAGUUAAGAAACAGCUACCAGAUUGGUUAUGAUGGCUCUCUUAGAAUUAUUUAUGCCAGUGGCCUGGAUUCACAUUACCAAACAGAGCCCCACGUUCUGGCUGGCACAGCAAAUCCCACAGUGGCCAAAAGAAACAUGACUCUUCCUGGUGAGAAUGGUCAGAAUUUGGUGGAAUGGAGAUUCCGAAAAGAGCAAGCCCAAGGGAAAGUCAAUGUCUUUGGCCGAAAACUUAGGGUUAAUGGCAGAAAUCUCCUUUCGGUUGACUUUGAUCGCACAACCAAGACAGAGAAGAUCUAUGAUGACCACCGUAAAUUUCUCCUGAGGAUCGCCUACGACACAUCGGGGCACCCGACGCUCUGGCUGCCAAGCAGCAAGCUGAUGGCUGUCAACCUCACCUAUUCAUCCACAGGUCAAAUUGCCAGCAUCCAGAGGGGAACGACGAGUGAAAAAGUCGAUUAUGAUGGGCAGGGGAGGAUUGUGUCUCGAGUCUUUGCUGAUGGUAAAACAUGGAGCUACACUUACUUAGAAAAGUCCAUGGUUCUUCUGCUUCAUAGCCAGCGGCAGUACAUCUUUGAAUACGAUAUGUGGGACCGCCUGUCUGCCAUCACCAUGCCCAGUGUGGCUCGCCAUACCAUGCAGACCAUCCGGUCCAUUGGCUACUACCGCAACAUAUACAACCCCCCAGAAAGCAAUGCCUCCAUCAUCACAGACUACAACGAGGAAGGGCUGCUUCUGCAAACGGCUUUCCUGGGGACCAGCCGGAGGGUCUUAUUCAAGUACAGAAGGCAGACCAGGCUCUCAGAAAUUUUAUAUGAUAGCACAAGAGUCAGUUUUACCUAUGAUGAAACAGCAGGAGUUCUGAAAACAGUGAACCUCCAGAGUGAUGGUUUUAUUUGCACCAUUAGAUACAGGCAAAUUGGCCCCCUGAUUGACAGACAGAUUUUCCGCUUUAGUGAAGAUGGGAUGGUAAAUGCCAGAUUUGACUAUAGCUAUGACAACAGCUUUCGAGUGACCAGCAUGCAGGGUGUCAUCAAUGAAACCCCACUGCCCAUUGAUCUCUAUCAGUUCGAUGACAUCUCUGGCAAAGUUGAGCAGUUUGGAAAAUUUGGUGUCAUAUAUUACGAUAUUAACCAGAUCAUUUCCACAGCUGUAAUGACUUACACAAAGCACUUUGACGCUCAUGGCCGCAUCAAAGAAAUUCAGUAUGAAAUAUUCAGGUCCCUCAUGUACUGGAUUACAAUUCAAUAUGAUAAUAUGGGUCGGGUAACCAAGAGAGAGAUUAAAAUAGGGCCCUUUGCCAACACCACCAAAUAUGCUUAUGAAUAUGACGUUGACGGACAGCUCCAGACAGUUUACCUAAAUGAAAAGAUCAUGUGGCGUUACAACUAUGACCUGAAUGGAAACCUCCAUUUAUUGAAUCCCAGCAACAGUGCACGGUUGACGCCUCUUCGCUAUGACCUGCGAGACAGAAUCACUCGCCUGGGUGAUGUUCAAUAUCGGUUGGAUGAAGAUGGCUUCCUACGUCAAAGAGGCACCGAGAUCUUUGAAUACAGCUCCAAAGGGCUUCUGACUCGAGUCUACAGUAAAGGCAGCGGCUGGACAGUGAUCUAUCGCUAUGAUGGCCUGGGAAGGCGUGUCUCUACCAAAACCAGUCUAGGGCAGCACCUGCAGUUUUUUUAUGCUGACCUAACUUAUCCUACAAGGAUCACUCACGUCUACAACCAUUCUAGUUCAGAAAUCACCUCCCUUUAUUACGAUCUUCAAGGACAUCUUUUUGCCAUGGAAAUCAGCAGUGGGGAUGAAUUCUACAUUGCCUCUGAUAACACGGGGACACCGUUAGCUGUUUUCAGUAGCAAUGGACUCAUGCUAAAACAGAUUCAGUACACUGCAUAUGGAGAAAUCUAUUUUGACUCCAAUAUUGACUUUCAACUGGUCAUUGGAUUUCAUGGUGGCUUAUAUGACCCACUGACCAAAUUAAUCCACUUUGGAGAACGAGACUAUGACAUUUUGGCAGGACGAUGGACAACACCUGACAUAGAAAUCUGGAAAAGAAUUGGGAAGGACCCAGCUCCUUUUAACCUGUAUAUGUUCCGGAAUAACAACCCUGCAAGCAAAAUCCAUGAUGUGAAAGACUACAUCACAGAUGUUAACAGCUGGCUGGUGACAUUUGGCUUCCAUCUGCACAAUGCUAUUCCUGGAUUCCCUGUUCCCAAAUUUGAUCUCACAGAACCUUCUUACGAACUUGUGAAGAGUCAGCAGUGGGACGAUGUGCCGCCCAUUUUCGGGGUUCAGCAGCAAGUGGCCCGGCAAGCCAAGGCCUUCCUGUCGCUGGGGAAGAUGGCAGAGGUGCAGGUGAGCAGGCGCAGGGGCAGCGGCGCGCAGUCGUGGCUGUGGUUCGCCACGGUCAAGUCGCUCAUCGGCAAGGGCGUCAUGCUGGCCGUGAGCCAGGGCCGCGUGCAAACCAACGUGCUCAACAUCGCCAACGAGGACUGCAUCAAGGUGGCGGCGGUGCUCAACAACGCCUUCUACCUGGAGAACCUGCACUUCACCAUCGAGGGCAAGGACACGCACUACUUCAUCAAGACCACCACGCCCGAGAGCGACCUGGGCACCCUGCGGCUGACCAGCGGCCGCAAGGCGCUGGAGAACGGCAUCAACGUGACCGUGUCGCAGUCCACCACGGUGGUCAACGGCAGGACUCGCAGGUUCGCCGACGUGGAGAUGCAGUUCGGGGCGCUGGCGCUGCACGUGCGCUACGGCAUGACCCUGGACGAGGAGAAGGCGCGCAUCCUGGAGCAGGCGCGGCAGCGCGCGCUCUCGCGGGCCUGGGCGCGCGAGCAGCAGCGCGUGCGCGACGGCGAGGAGGGCGCGCGCCUGUGGACGGAGGGCGAGAAGCGGCAGCUGCUGAGCGCCGGCAAGGUGCAGGGCUACGACGGGUACUACGUACUCUCCGUGGAGCAGUACCCCGAGCUGGCCGACAGCGCCAACAACAUCCAGUUCCUCCGGCAGAGCGAGAUCGGCAAGAGGUAACCCCUGCGGCCCGCCCCGGGCUGCGGGCUGCCGAGGGGACCCGCGCCGCCCGCCCGCCCGCCCGCCGACGAGACCAAACUGGUUCUGCUGCAAUUUCUCCUGAGCCUAAACCACGCCCCCUUCGCUCAGAUGUUUUUGGGGUUUCUUUUGUUGUUGUUGUUUUUGUUUUGUUUUGUUUUGUUUUCUGUAGCACAAAUCCGAAUCGGACUCUCCGACACAGAAGAGCCUACCAGGAGACUGAUACUGCUAUUAAAUAUAUAUAUAUAUAUGUAUCCAUACACACACACACAUACACACACACACACACACACACACACACACACGACAAAGACAACUUUUUUUCUGAAUGACCUUAAAGGUGAUCGGCUUUAAAGAAUAUGUUUACAUAGGCUUCUCGCUGCAUUCAAGUUGGACUGAAAGUAUUCAAAGAAAAAAAAUAAUAAUACAAUAAAGGAUGAAAAAAAAAAGGCCUCCACAUUUUGCUCUGGAACAUGUGUUCCUUUGAGGCAUUGUAAUUAACAAAGGUUCAAACAAUUGCAUAGAGUGUUUCCAAAUAGUACCGAAUUGUCGACCUUUGCUUACAGGAAGUAGUCUUUCUGCAUAGGGUGUGAUAUAUAGAUAUAUAGAUAUAUAUCUGUUCAUUUUAAAUGUGGGGCAAAGUUACUGUUUAUAAACAAACAACCCAACUGCUUUCCCUGUGCUGCUUUGUAAAAAGGACAAUGGCACAACUGACUUCUGCUUCAGUGGGGAUUUAAUAAUGGAUUUUACAAUACUAAUGUGGUUUGCCUUGGGGGAAACACACACACACACACACACACAAAACUGGCAAAUAGAAUCCUUGUCACUGAUAAGCAAAGGAAACCCUGAUUUUUUUGUAAAUUAUGUGAGACAAGUUGUUUAUGGAUUUUUAUAUGAAUUACAAUUUACUGUACAUCAAAUAUUAGUCUCAGAGGAGUUAAUUUAUGUAAAGUGUUUAAAAAGUUUAUACUUAAAAAUAAAACGAUAAAAACAUGUGAACUGUGUGCUUUUUUUAAAAAAAAGGGAUUGCACCUUUUGUUAUCUGUUAUAGCUGUACAGUAUAACUUAUUAUAUUGUAGAGAUAUAACAACUUAUGCCUAUAAUGUCCAGAAGUGUUAAUAUUUUUGUAUUAGGUUGAAAAAAAAAAAACAUGCGACUUUCUAUCACUAGACGAUAUGACAGUGAAAUCCUAAAUAGGUAGUGAGACAACUCUCCUUUCUCGUCCUUCUUUUCCAUCAAGCCAGUGCCCUCCACCAUUAUCAACUAAGAGGCACCGUAGAUUACCUAA